GUUCAACAAAGUUAGCAUCUUUAUCUUGGUAGCCAUUUUAACUUGAACAGGCAGAUUUUUUAGUGUGCUUAACAAUGACAGCAGAAAUAAUCGAUCUUCAUCGGUCUCUGCUGUUUCACGUAGUAUCUGCUCUGAUGUCUCACAUUGUCUCUGCUCAAUAGAAUUAUUUAGAGCUCGUACAAAGGGAUCAUCAUCUUCAGCCAAUUGCCGUUUACGUUUGAUGGUAGCUUUUUCUUUAGGACGCUCACGUACUUCAGUGCUCUCCGAAUUUUCUUCUUCGUCAUCUUCUUUUUCUCUGAUAGCUACUACUUUUUGUAGAAACUGCAACUGCUUAAAGUAUAUGUAUUCGCUUUUGCGGUUAGUGGCUCCAGAACCAGACUUUAAAUUUUGUCUUUUGACUUCCCGAGCAUAGCAUGAUCUUAUACUUUUCCACCUUUUUUGCAACACCAAACCUGAAAAGAAAUGAUUAGUAGUACUUCGCUAGUGGAUGUACAAUGAGGGAAUUGCAUUACAAUUAUCGUCUAGGACAAACAACUUUAAGCACAAUAAUUAGAGAAGUGUGUGCCGUGAUUUGGGAUAAGUUGCAAACAUGUGUAUCACUUCCAGCCUCUGCAAGUGACUGGAUCAAAACAGCAGAUGGUUUCGAAAAGCAUGCGAACUUUCCACACUGCCUGGGUAGUAUCGAUGGGAAGCACAUUAGACUGAUUCAACCUGCUGAUUCUGGUUCAUUAUAUUAUAACUAUAAACACUUUUUUUCAAUAGUGCUGCUUGCUGUAUGUGACGCUAAUUAUAAUUUUAUGUACAUAGACGUAGGUGCCUAUGGGAAAAGUAGUGAUUCAGCAAUAUUCCAAGAAACUGACUUUUAUAAGAAGCUCAUGAGCAAUACUUUAAAUAUUCCAGAGCCCCUUCAAAUUUCGGAAAAUAGCACAACGCUUUUUCCUUACGUAUUUGUAGGCGACGAAGCAUUCGGGUUGAGCACAAAUGUCAUGCGCCCAUUUGGAGGAAACAACCUCAGCGUCGACAAAAGAAUUUUCAACUACAGACUGUCGAGAGCGCGCCGUUACAUCGAGUGCACUUUUGGAAUUUUAACCAACAAAUGGAGAAUUUUCCACAGACCAUUGAAUGUCCACACCGAAUUAGCAAAAUCAAUUGUGAGAACAUGUUGUGUCUUGCAUAAUUUUGUGCGUGCUAGAGAUGGGUAUUCAUAUGAUGAUACUCUGACAGUAACCGGUUUUGAAACUAUAACACAGCGAAAUUUUACUAGAGGAGGACGUGCUGCUACCACAACUCGAGAUAACUUCAUGAAUUAUUUUGUAAAUGAAAACCCACUUUCAUGGCAAAAUAAUUGUAUUAAUUAAUAAAAAUAUAAUAUUCCUUACUUACCUAAGUCUUUUUUUUGUUCAACUGUUUGCCCCUCUCCUCCAUAUAAAUCUACAAUUUCUUCCCAACAUUUCUUCUUCAAAUCUCUAUUAGAGUAAUCUGCUGAGGAACUAUCCCAAAUUGAUGGUCUAUUUUGAAUAUCAAUAAUAAAUUUUUCAGUAUCGAAAUUAUCCAUCAUGCACGUUUGCAAAUUAAAAAGCAAAUGAGUUGACAUAUUCAGAAUUAUCGCGUCGUUAGCAGCGCGACUGGCGGCCGAGUGAGUGAAACACCAUAGAGCCCAAUACGAAGUAGUGGUGGGGCGACCAGCUUGGCGGAGCUGCCAGUAAUCUUUCGAGCACACGUAGUGUUGGUCGCUCCGCCAAACUGGUUGCGCAACCAAGCGGACACCAGGUGAGAUACUCUCCAUAGAGCUCUAUAUGUUUUGUUGGUAGCGACGACCGGUUGCGCCGCCAUGGUGUCCCGGUGAAAUAGGG
Messenger RNA from Acanthoscelides obtectus, 1853 nucleotides. The record is from the annotation of a GenBank genome assembly. Lineage: Eukaryota; Metazoa; Arthropoda; Insecta; Coleoptera; Chrysomelidae.